Molecule: messenger RNA, 2359 nt
Organism: Sabethes cyaneus
Lineage: Eukaryota; Metazoa; Arthropoda; Insecta; Diptera; Culicidae
Gene: Mtl
Product: ras-related C3 botulinum toxin substrate 1
Exons: 4
Coding region: 116-703 (195 amino acids)
Biological process (GO): small GTPase-mediated signal transduction
Molecular function (GO): GTP binding; GTPase activity
Source: RefSeq, a predicted model, not a curated record
CAUUUACUUUAUUCAAAUGACCUCAAGUAAUUAAACGAUUAAGACAAAUAGUGUUUAUUUUACAGUGUUUAAUUGUUUAUUUAUUUGUAACUUGGAAUUUAUAAAAAAAAUACAGAUGGCUUCAGGAAGACCCAUUAAGUGCGUUGUUGUUGGCGAUGGAACGGUAGGAAAGACUUGUAUGUUGAUUUCGUACACAACGGACAGCUUCCCCGGCGAGUACGUUCCCACGGUCUUCGACAACUAUUCGGCACCGAUGGUAGUGGAUGGAGUACAAGUAUCGCUAGGAUUAUGGGAUACCGCUGGGCAGGAGGACUACGACCGGUUACGACCGCUUUCCUAUCCACAAACGGAUGUUUUUCUCAUAUGCUUUAGCGUAGCGAGCCCGUCAUCAUUCGAAAAUGUCACUUCCAAAUGGUACCCUGAAAUAAAACAUCACUGCCCGGAUGCGCCAAUUAUUCUAGUUGGUACCAAAAUCGAUCUGCGGGAAGACCGAGAGACGCUAAGCGCUCUUGCCGAACAAGGCCUGUCAGCACUCAAACGGGAACAGGGACAAAAACUAGCCAACAAGGUUCGCGCCGUAAAAUAUAUGGAGUGCUCCGCUUUAACGCAGCGUGGCCUAAAGCAGGUAUUUGACGAAGCCGUACGAGCUGUUUUACGGCCUGAACCACUCAAACGACGUCAACGAAAGUGUGUUGUGAUGUAAGCAGUCUUCGGAGUAUUUCGUGCUCCACCGGAAUCUCUUGUACAUAGGAUUAAGUAAAGUGAACAAAUGGUAGAGAAACAGCUGAACAAUACUCAAUCCUCGAAUGUCAAUGGAUGUUUUUGGAGAGAAAAUACGAACGGUAAGAAAAUAUUCUAAGCAUUAGUUUUCAAUCAACCAAAAAUUAAAACAAAAGUUUCGCACAGUUCAAAUGAAAAAAAAAGAAGAAUUAAUUUGUUUCACACAUUUUUGUGCCAUUGCAACAUUCACAAAGGUGUCACAAGAAUAGUGUACGAACGAAAGCGGACACCUAAUUUCAAUAAAAUGCCUAUAUACCUCAUUCAUCGAAAAGACCUGCAUGUUUUUUUAAUCAGAAAAUCGCUUUGAAAUUUUGUAAGAUUUACACAACACGAAAACUCAGCGUAAAUUUCAUUACGAAUACCACCCAACACAGACAUCCCAAGCAAACUGCAAGCUAUUGCAUCGAACUUAAGAAGGCCUACGUUCAAAAACAAAAUGUUUCCAUCGAGCGAUAUUUUUUUGUAGAUUUCAAUGAUUUUGUAUCAGUAGAAAAAAAAAAAGUUCGUAUGAUUAAACAUAAGAUCAAAAAAUAAAACUAAAAGUUAAAACUGUUGGACACUGUUUAGCCGAAAAUAUUUCAAAAAGACGAAAAAUGGUUCAAUCAAUACUGAGAGUAGUUCAAAUUAAGUUUUUCAAAUUUAACAGGAUCUGCAGUGAAACGGUUACGCGCAUCUGCUUUUCACUAGCUGUGACGCUUCGCAUUUCAUUACUUUUUUCAACAACAUUUUACAUGAUUUUACUGGGAGAAAAUAUUUGCAAUAACUUUGACUGAAGCAGAAUAUUUCCCACAAAUUCGUACUACUGGGUAGCUUAAAUCUCGGGUUUGUUAUUUCUUCAGUUUUUGGUCACGAACAGAACAAGAAAAGUAAAUCUAGUCACUAGUGAACGUCUGAAUAUUUGAAAACAAGCAAAUGACGUAAAUUAGAGAAAAAAACGAGCAUUACAUUACAAUGAAAGGACAUGAAAAGUCAAUUUCUGACAGGACGAACACAACAAGAGGUGACAACAGCAGAAACAAGCGGUGAUUUAGAUCUUUGAUCUAAUUUUCAUUAAAAACCGAAAAUCAAUUAUAGUAUAAUAGUUUAAUAAUUUGCAACGUUGCAAUUUUUUACCCUCACGAAUAAUCAAAAACAAUGAUUUUCGUCAUAUCAAUAUAGGUUAUAUAAAUGUGCACCGUAGCGUUGCGACAGAUAUUCAAGCAUACAAAAGCAUUAAACAUGAUUUAAAUAAUAACAUAUAGCUUAGGUUUCGGUUUACUGUAACUUACCUGCUCGCAGUUUUGGCUAGUAUAGGCAUUGGUUGAGCAUCAACACCAAAGCGAGCUGCUGAAGCCAAUUAUAAUGUAAGACAAAGCGCAAUCUUUCUGACAAAAUAGUUCAAGUUCUUUUCUGUUCCACUUAAAUAACCAAGAUCUGUUUUAUUAGCCCUAAUUUUACUUCAACUGACAUGACACAUGAAACAUUUGUACACAAGGCUAUUGCUAAUCGAGUAACUUGAUUUCUUUAGAUUUCUCAGCAUUUAUUGGUUUUUCGCAUUUUCUUACUGCUAAUUAUAAUUACUUUCUGUAUGAUUGUAGAA